CCCCACCUGUGCCGGAUCCGCCGCCGGCUGGCCCCGGCUCCGAGCUGUGGUCUGGAGGAGAGGAUCGUUCCCCAGCACAGAUGCGUUGGUGGUUUGGUGAGGGAGCUUUGGAGAUUCGGGUCAAGGCAUAAGGCCUGGGGGCUUCUAAUGAUACCCUGGGCCGGGAUGGAAGUCUAAAUAAAUGCCUCACCGGAAAGAGCGGACGAGCGAGUCCUCAAAUCACAGUCACGGCCGGGCCGGCACUGUGGAGGAAGGAAAUAUGUCCCGAUUGUCACUCACCCGGUCCCCCGUGUCUCCUUUGGCUGCCCAAGGGAUCCCGUUACCAGCUCAGCUCACCAAGUCCAAUGCCCCUGUCCACAUCGACGUGGGUGGCCAUAUGUACACCAGCAGCCUGGCCACUCUCACCAAGUACCCUGACUCCAGAAUAAGCCGUCUCUUCAAUGGCACAGAACCCAUUGUCCUAGACAGUUUGAAGCAACAUUAUUUCAUUGAUCGGGAUGGGGAAAUUUUCCGCUACAUCCUGAGUUUCCUGCGGACGUCCAAAUUACUGCUACCCGAUGACUUUAAGGACUUCAACCUGCUGUAUGAGGAAGCUCGCUUUUACCAGCUGCAGCCCAUGGUGCGGGAGCUGGAGCGCUGGCAGCAGGAGCAGGAGCAGCGGCGCCGCAGCCGGGCGUGUGACUGUCUCGUGGUGCGCGUCACCCCAGACCUGGGGGAGCGCAUCGCGCUCAGUGGAGAGAAGGCCCUCAUCGAGGAAGUCUUUCCUGAGACAGGAGACGUCAUGUGUAAUUCCGUCAACGCCGGCUGGAACCAGGACCCCACGCACGUCAUCCGAUUCCCACUCAACGGCUACUGCAGGCUCAACUCAGUGCAGGUCCUGGAAAGGCUGUUCCAGAAGGGGUUCAGCGUGGCCGCAUCCUGUGGGGGUGGUGUGGAUUCCUCGCAGUUCAGCGAGUAUGUACUAUGCCGAGAGGAUCGACCCCCACACCCCAUCUCCACUGCUGUCAGGAUAAAGCAGGAGCCUCUGGACUAGGCCCUGUAUUGGUGCCCACCUGACACCCCCCCCAACCUUAGCCCUGGGGGAAUCAAUGACCCCCCCAACCCCCCCCAGGGACCUGGAAACAGUGCCGGGGAGUCACGCAGUCCGGCCUCUGCACCUUUAGCAGUGGGCAUGAGACUGAGGGUAGGGGCUGGAAUGUCGCCUGCCAGGCCUGGAGAGCAGCAGGUGUAGUCAUCACCGUCGUCGUCAUCGUGGUGACAACAGAAUGGGAUGCUGGCCCCGAGGCGCACUCACUGAAGGACUGAGCAUGUCACCCAGAGAAGCUGUAGCUGGAACUCUGGCUGGCAGCUCCCUGCCCUCCCAGCAUCCUCUGAGGCUGGAGGACCACCCAGGCAUCCACCCCUCCCCCCUCCAGCCCAUCCGGAGCAGCUAUUUAUCCCUCUUCACACACACACACACACACUGGUGGAUGGACUCUGGCAUUGGAGUUAGCUUAUUUUUCUACAAUAUUUAAAACUGAGGCGAAUGUCACUGCACAGGUCAGUGAGGUCGCCCACACGCCAACACUGCUUCACUUGGUGCUGGGUUCUCUCCCAUCAAACCUAUCGGCAAGGCCGAUAUGGUGGCUGAGCUGCUGGGCGCUGGAGCCCCUGUUCCUGCGGGGCUCGGGCUCUGGGGACUGAUGUGAAGAGGACAUGGCUGGGGAGAAUGAGGCAGGGCGGUUGAGGGAGGCGGGGAUGAGAGAUCUGCUGGAUCUCUCCCCAUCUGAGACUUGGACCUUUGCCAUCACCCAGGACUCAGGUGACAACACACACAAAGGGGGUCCCCUAACCUCCUCCUGUUCCAGGGGCUCCCAUACCAUCUGAGUUCACGCACAUCUCGGCCCUUGGCAAAGUCUUCCUCCACAUCUGAGCCGGCACAGGGCUAUACUUUUACCUCAGGAAUGGGAACACCCCUACACACACACACCCCAAUUAUGAAGGGGCCCAGGUGUCAGUAGCAGUCUCUGGGUCCCCAACUCAGGGAGCUACCUCCAGCUCCAAUUUGUUUUUCCAUACAACAAGCACCACUUGGAGUUCCCAUUAAACUUGAGCCUGCCGGCAAGAUCUCACAUCUAGGCUGUCCCAGUGCUCUUGUAACCCUGGGGGUGGGGGGUGGCGUUUCCAAUGAGUACUGACCCUGAGGGGCGGGAGAGGGCAGGAUGUCCCCACAGAUCUGCUGCUUCUCAGAUGGCAUGCCCAGCCAUGGGCACCCCACCUCCCUACUCCCAGCCUUGUCCCAUUUUUCUGUGCACUGCUCCUGAGUUAGAGGAACUGUCAAGAAUCAGUGGGUGGGGUACUACCCCCCCACCCCGCUGGCACCAAUCCGUGUAUAAUGCCUGUAGACUUGUAUAUGACACCCCCCCCUUUAAUAUUGUAAAGAUGAUGUAUAAUUGUGA
This is a messenger RNA of Dipodomys ordii (Ord's kangaroo rat), 2438 nucleotides long. RefSeq names its product potassium channel tetramerization domain containing 15 (gene Kctd15). The transcript is spliced from 7 exons. The record is from RefSeq and is a predicted model, not a curated record. Gene Ontology annotation, molecular function: protein binding. Gene Ontology annotation, biological process: protein homooligomerization. Bases 182 to 1033 code for a protein of 283 amino acids. Lineage: Eukaryota; Metazoa; Chordata; Mammalia; Rodentia; Heteromyidae.